This is a messenger RNA of Sitodiplosis mosellana (orange wheat blossom midge), 4386 nucleotides long. It is a transcript of the gene TppII, whose product is annotated as tripeptidyl-peptidase 2. NCBI's taxonomy places the organism in Eukaryota, Metazoa, Arthropoda, Insecta, Diptera, Cecidomyiidae. Bases 150 to 4100 code for a protein of 1316 amino acids. The transcript has 21 exons. Gene Ontology annotation, cellular component: cytosol. Gene Ontology annotation, biological process: proteolysis. The record is from RefSeq and is a predicted model, not a curated record. Gene Ontology annotation, molecular function: tripeptidyl-peptidase activity; serine-type endopeptidase activity.
CAUCGAAUGAAAUCAUUUGAGGUUAUGUUGUUUUUUCCAUAUAUUCUCAUAUACACUCAGGUUGUGUUACGUCUCUUGGAGAAAAAAUUCAAAUGUUCACGAUUUUAUAGACAAGAAAAAUAAAUUUUAUUUGUUGCUUUUUUCAUUUUAUGUUCCGUAGCAUUCAGCACAGAAUUCUGCUGCGUUUGACAGCUAUACAUACAUCGUCGACAGCAGUAGCAGCAGUUUGUAAUCGAACAUCAAUCAUGGCGGGUGUUGUUGUUGAUAAAAAAUUUCCAGGUGAUUUCUUAGUGCCAAAACAUGAAACGGGUGUUAUUCAAUUCCUAAAGAAGUAUCCCAACUACAAUGGUGACGGUGUAACAAUUGCCAUUUUGGAUUCGGGCGUUGAUCCAAAAGCGAAUGGUUUAGAGAAAACUCCUGAUGGAUCGGUGAAAGUGAUUGAACGCUUUGACUGUUCCGGAUGCGGUGACGUUGACACUACCAAAAAGGUUUCACCAACUCCAGAUGGAACAAUCGUUGGUCUAUCUGGACGAACAAUCAAGUUAUCUGAUGCCAUUAUACGAGAGAAUACGGGCUCGGAAUAUCGUAUUGGUUUGAAAAGUUUCCACGAUCUCUAUCCGUCGAAAGUCAAUGAAAAAAUUAAUACCGAUGCAAAAUUCAAGACAUGGGAUGCCAAACACAAAACAGCCGUAGCAGAAACAUCCAGGCGUUUGAGCGAGUUUGAUGCGGCAAAUACUCCAACCCAAAACCUCUCAGCGGCUGACAAACUGGUCAAAGAAGAUAUUGACAGCACGCUCGAGUACCUACAAAUGUUGGACAAGCAAUACAAUGAUGUGAAAACCUUCUACGAUAUUCUUUUGUAUCAAACGAAUAACGGUUGGCGGUGUGCUAUUGAUGUCGCAUUAGACGGCAAUUUGGGAAAUGCCAUUUCACUAGGCGAAUACAGUAAAACACAUGAAAUCAAAAGUAUUGACGAUUUUCUAUCGGUUUCGAUGAAUGUACACGACGAUGGAAACGUAUUGGAAAUUGUCGGAAUGUGUUCGAGCCAUGGAACACAUGUCGCUUCAAUCGCUGCAGGUAAUCACAAAUCAACUGGCUUCGAAGAACUGGAUGGAGUGGCUCCGGGCGCUAAAAUCGUCUCACUCACAAUUGGCGAUGGUCGAUUGGGGUCAAUGGAAACGGGAACAGCAAUUGUUCGUGCCUUGAUGAAAAUCAUGGAAUUAUGCAAUGCUGGAAGACGCGUUCAUUUGAUUAACAUGAGCUAUGGUGAAUUUACACAUUGGUCGAACUCUGGUCGUAUCGGAGAAAUUAUGAAUGAAAUCGUCAAUGAUUAUGGUGUUGUUUGGGUUGCAUCAGCCGGAAAUCAUGGGCCAGCUCUGUGUACCAUCGGAACGCCGCCCGACAUUUCUCAACCGGCUUGUAUUGGUGUCGGAGCAUAUGUAUCGCCUGAAAUGAUGGAAGCUGAAUAUUCACUCCGCGAAAAACUGCCAGGAAAUGUAUACACAUGGACUUCAAGAGAUCCUUGUAUCGACGGUGGUGAAGGUGUAACAGUUUGUGCACCAGGUGCUGCCAUUGCCAGCGUUCCACAGUUCACACUCAAUCACCAACAGCUGAUGAACGGAACGAGUAUGUCAGCUCCGCAUGUGUGUGGUGCCAUUGCAUUGUUGAUCUCAGGGUUACUGAAGAAUAAAAUUGACUACUCGCCAUAUAGUAUUAAGCGUGCGGUUUGGAACACUGCCACUCGACUGUCACACGUCGAUAAAUUUGCUCAAGGCAACGGUUUACUAAACGUUGAAGUGGCCUACGACAAUUUAGUCAAAUACCAUGACCGCUCUGAACGAGAUGUUCGAUUUUCAAUCGGUGUCGGUUCGCAAAACGCCAAGGGAAUCCAUUUGCGACGCGAUGUACUGAAUAAACCUGAAGAAUUUAAUGUUACUAUUCAACCAGUUUUCCUUAUGGAUAAAAAAUACGCUUCAAAAGCAAAAAUUGAAUUUAAUAAACGGUUGACACUCAUUCCUUCCGAGUCAUGGAUUCAAUGCGGCUCAUUUUUGGAUUUGUGUUAUUCAGCUCGAUCCAUUGUUGUUAAGGUCGAUCCAACUGGACUGUCGCCUGGUGUUCACACUGGCAGAAUCCGUGCUUACGAGAGUGAUGACGUUGACAAAGGAACCGUCUUCGAAAUCCCAGUCACGGUUGUACAACCAAUUGUUCUGGAUCCCAAAUCCAAUUGGCACCACACCUUUGAAGAGGUUGUAUGCAAACCAAACACCAUUUUACGUCAUUUCAUUUUGGUACCAAACAAUGCAUCCUGGGCUGUGGUACGAUUACGUUCAAAUGAUACGGUAAAAUCGACGCAAGCGAAAUUUUUGGUGCAUACAAUGCAAAUUAUUCCACAAAAAUUCUGCAAAACGUAUGAUACUCAGAAGAUUCUGCCGGUUUCAUCUGAAAAUGACACCGUUCAUCAUUUCCGUGUCGAGCAAAAUAACGUCCUUGAAGUGUGCAUUGCAAAGUAUUGGUCAAACUUCGGUACAACAACGCUGAAUGCAAGCAUUGAGUUCCAUGGUGUUCGCACCAAUUUGCCAAAUACGAUGGUACAUGGUGCAAGCGGUGUACAUCGCAUGGAUUUAACCUCAUUAGCUCGUGAAGAAUUGGUGCCGUCAAUUCAAUUAAAAACCGCAUCAAUGGUAUUAAAACCGACGGAAGCAAAGAUUUCACCAUUGACCAGUCGCGAUAUUCUGCCACACGGUCGACAAAUCUACCAGAAUUUGCUGACAUACAUGUUGAAUUUGACUAAAACGCAAGAGGUAGCAUUCUCCUUCCCACUGUUGAACAAUGUACUUUACGAAUCCGAAUUCGAAAGUCAAUUGUUCAUGUGUUUCGAUUCGAAUCGACGUCAACUCGUCGUUGGCGAUGCGUAUUCUGGCAACAGUUUCUACAAACUGAACAAAGGCGAAUAUACGAUCAAAGUUCAAGUUCGUCAUGAAAAGAAGGAUUUUCUGGAAAAAUUGAAUGAAGCCACGCUAACCGCGUCUUUCAAAUUGGCAUCGACAUUGAGCUUGGACAUCUACAGCUCAUACAAGGCUGCUCUUCUUGGUGAAAAGAAAGUGUCCUCACUCACCGUGCCAGCACUUCGGCCAGUACCGUUUUGGAUUGCUCCAUUGAGCGCUGAAAAAUUAACAAAGGCCGGUUUUGUGAGCCAAUGUGCAUGGUUGCAGGGUGUGUUGUCCACCUCAAAGGAUGAAACGGCUCGAAAGAUCGAUCAAAUCACUUUCGAUUACGUGUUACCCGAUGGACCGGCUGUUGUAAAGAAGAAUGGAUCAUCGAAAUCGAACAACAAAGAGGGCAAAAGCAAAUAUGAUGAAUACCUCGAAGGCUUGCGUGACUUCCAAAACGGACAGAUCUCCAAACUCGAAUUGGCCGAUGCCGAAAAGGUUUAUGCAAAUAUCAUCAAAGAUUUUCCAACCUACUUGACGGCCCACAUUUCGUUGAUUCAAAAGCUUGAACUGGCCGAAGCCAAAAACUCACUUCCGUUGAGUUUUAAGGCGUCGCUUGACAACACCAACGAUUUGGACACAUCACUGUCAACACUUAAACGGAUCGUCACUUUGGCCGAUGCUGUGAUAAACGGAACGAACGCCGAUGCUCUCUUAGCGUACUAUGGCCUCAAGACUGACAGCCGUCAAGAUGCCAACAAAAUUAAAACCGAUAUGGACAAGCAAAAAACCAAUCUUCUCGAUGCAUACGUUCGUAAAGUCAUCGCAUUGGGCAAAAUAAACUCCAUUGAAGCGAAACAAAUCGAAGCGGAUUCAACCAAAAAAGUAACAGCUGUCGCCGAUGAUAUCGAUUCCAUUUUCACUGAAGUGGGCAAAUUCACCGAUUACUAUGAUCAAAAGAUUAUCAUCUUGUCAUUAUGGCACGCUUACACCAAACAACAAUACGGUCGAAUGCUAAAAUUGCUGCAGAAAAUGAACGAAGAGAAGCCACAGCGUGACUACUUGGAGGAGAUGCAACACGUUGCCCGUGCCAAAAACUGGGACCACGUCGCUGAUAUUUUACAAAAGGUCACCGUUUCGGCUCAUCCAGCCAAUUACCGAUUGUUUUAAACAACAUUUUCCAACAGGAACAUUUUUGUUCUGAAAUUUUUGAAAAUUUGGAAUUGUUUUCCUUUUUUUGUCACCUUUUUGCAAUUGCACAAUAUUUGGUUUAAUCCGAUCUUCUUCUCUUUUUUUUCUAAUUGAAAAUUAUUCUGUUAAAAUGAAAUUUUUCAAUUUUUUCCUCUUAUCUAAACAUCUUGAAUGAUUUCUUUCUUUUUUCUUUCAAUAAAUACUGCAAAAUGAUAUAAAAUAACCGAGAUAUGAAAAGAAUAAAGACACUUUGAUUUUUUCCAUA